Triticum dicoccoides is the source of this 1835-nucleotide messenger RNA. RefSeq names its product F-box/FBD/LRR-repeat protein At1g13570-like. Gene Ontology annotation, molecular function: protein binding. The record is from RefSeq and is a predicted model, not a curated record. Lineage: Eukaryota; Viridiplantae; Streptophyta; Magnoliopsida; Poales; Poaceae. The coding region runs from base 245 to 1684 and encodes 479 amino acids. The transcript is spliced from 5 exons.
UUCUGAGUUUGGACCUUAUUACACCAAAAUAAACCCAUCUGGGGCUGCCGUCGCUUGUCGCCGCUCCGGCCUACCCUCCGCCUCAGUACUUUUGGUCGGAGGGUGGCGUCAGAACCCCACCCUAAUCCCCAAAGGAAAUCAGAUAGACCAUAGGUUGCUCGUUCCAGAUCUCUGCCUCUGCCGCGAGUGGGGAAUAAGAGGAGCCGCCGCCGCCGGCCGGCACCUCCGCUCCGCAGCGCUUUGAAUGGGGAACUAUCUGACGAGUAGAAUAACGGCAGAGAAGCAUGUCCAUGUCAAGACACUGAAGAAUAGCAAGGGAAGGCCUGACGUUAAAUUUCAUGACCUUCCAGAGGAUGUACUGAGUGCAAUUUUAUCGAAAUUACCUGUGAAAGAGGCUGUUCGGACCAGUGUUUUGUCGACUGACUGGAGAUGUACAUGGACAGCUUGCCCCAGGCUAAGCUUUGGUGUCAAUGAUGUAUGUAAGAAUGUGAAAAUGAAACAUCAGCACACCCAGAUGUUCAUCGACCGUGUUAAUGCGGUUUUGGGGAAGCACUGUGGCAGGGUUGUUGACCAACUUGAAAUUAAAUUUAUAUUCGAGAGCAAGCUUGUUGAUCACCUCAAUAACUGGAUUAGAUUUGCUAUGUCGACCCACGCAAAGAAUCUAGCUUUUGAUUUGGCGCCACCGUCCAAUCUUCUGAAAUAUGGGGAUCAUUACAGAUUCCCAUUUGAGCUUUUAGACAACAAAAGUGUAUCCUGUCUAGCGUGUCUUCAACUUAGCUUUGUGUGUUUCAAACCACCUCCUGCCGAUUUCAUAGGUUUCCCAAACCUAAAAAAGCUUGAUCUCCAUGCGCUGAAGACCACUAGGCAGGAUCUCGAGAGUAUCUUGUGCAGUUGCAUUACUCUUGAGUGGCUAAGCAUAGUCAGAUGCCAUCUCAAGGAUGAAAUGAAGGUGGUUCUGCAGCCAUUAUCCCAACUGCAGUACUUGAAAAUCAUGCACUGUGAGGUAACCAAGAUAGAGUUCGAUGCUGCAAAUCUAUCCACCUUUGUUUAUGAUGGACCAUACAUACCUAUUACCCUCCAUCAUGCUACGAAACUGGAGAAUGCAAAAUUUUGGUUCCGCGGUGCGGUUUUUCAGCGUGCUGCCACGUCACUCCUCAAUGGGCUACCAGAUGUACAAAACCUGACAUUGCAACUUGGAAUGCAACGCCUAGAGAGCCGGUGGACAUUAAAUAGCCCUCGUGUGUUUUCUCACCUCAGGCACGUGCAGAUACUGUUGGUUAUACAUCAUGAAGACAGUGACAAAAUCCUCUACUUAGUUUCUUUUCUAAGGGUUUCUCCGUUCAUUGAGAAGUUGGAAGUACAUUUCCGUGGCCUUUAUACUAUGUGGUUUGCAACCGAUGGACCUUCGAGACAAGAAAUACCGCCGUUGGAAGAUAAAUAUGUGAAUCUGAAGGACAUGCGUGUUACAGGAUUCAAAGGGGCAAGAGGCCAAGCUGAAUUCAUCAUGCACGUGGUUGAAAAUGCUCCUGCAAUACAGGUCGUAACUGUAGACACAGCUCAAAGGCUAACCGAUGCUUUGGAUCCAGGGGAACCAACCCCUAGAGUAGAUAGUGCUGCUCUUGAUAUGGUUAGAGGCCCUCUCCUGAAGAGGCUCCCACCGAAUGCAAAACUUUCACUUAUUUAAGGCAGACUUCCAUUUGUUGUAUAUACUAGAGGCUGGGGUGCGCCUUGCAGACAUAUACAUCUACAUUCAUGAUGAGUCACUUAUUUUGGGACGGAGGGAGUACUACAUGAGUUAAUUUAUUAGUAUUAGUCUGACAUCUCUCAGACAUCAA